Molecule: messenger RNA, 2247 nt
Organism: Brassicogethes aeneus
Lineage: Eukaryota; Metazoa; Arthropoda; Insecta; Coleoptera; Nitidulidae
Source: the annotation of a GenBank genome assembly
AGAGGUCUAACUACAGACAUUUGGAAAAUAGAAUUUGUAAACAGAAGAACAUGAUGUUCUUUGGUUCGCAGUGCGGUGAUAUUUCUAGGGAUAUUUUAGGGAUUUUUCUGUCACUUAUCAAAAUACUGUUUAUUUUAUGAUUAUAUAAUAUAUGGUUUAUUUAUUUGAAUACAAAACUUCUUUAUUUGUUCGAAUAUUGGAUUUAAAGUAAUAUUCAUAUGUGAAAGAUAUAUUAUGCAAUAUUGACGCCUUCAAAUACAAACUUGAUUGGCCUUUGGAUCCCAUUUCCUGCAAGUUAGGCGAAACUACUUUAAUUCCCAGCUUAAUUUCUUUAGUUCCUUAUUUUCCUCAAGGACCUUGAUUCUAGUAUUUUAGAGUUAAUACAACUAUUCUUUGAUUAUUAAACAUAUGUACACAAUGGAGGAAAUAUUCGUUAAAAAAGAACCUGAAGAACCAUUCGACGAUUCCGAAGAUGGCAUUUCAAUAAAUUACAGUACACCAAGUACAUCCGCUGGCCCUUUAACCUCUGGGAUAGCAAUAAAACAAGAAAUCAAAGAAGAAUUAAAUGAUAGCCACAACUUCAUGAUCUAUGAUGAAUCAGGGGUGAAAAAAGAAUCAGAAGUGUCAACAGAUAAAGAAAAUGAUUUACAUGGAUCCAAGCAAGUCCAACCAAAAUUCAAAGGCAAAGACAAAAUGUUUCUUGACUCAGGAUCUAAAAUCAACGAUAGUGAUGAAGAAAGUGACAAUUCUGGUAAUGGAGAUGAAAGUGAAGAUUUCUCUUGCAAUAUUAAGGAAGAAGGAUGGGACAGUGACUUUACUGAAGAUGAUACAAAUUUGUUACACAAUGAAGAAAAUAAUGAGGAUAAAGCCAUGUUUGGGACAAAAAUCAAGGUGGAAUAUCAUGGAAUUCAAUAUGAUGAAUCAGGGAUCGACAGUGAAGAUGUAAAUAAAGAAAUACCGGAGAAAAUAGUCCUACCAAAAGCAGGAAAAGAAAGUCACAAGGAAGGAUGUUUAAAACCAAUAGUUGGCCAAGAAAAGUGGUUCAAGUGUGACCUAUGUCCUAAGAAAUUUCCAAGAAAGCAUGGUUUAUAUACACAUAAAAAGUAUAUUCACAAAAAGGACGAACUGGAAAAAUUCAAAUGCAUUGAAUGUGAUUACGCAACUGUAAGAAAAGGAUAUUUUAACCAACAUUUAAAAAUGCACGACAAGAACAAAUAUUUAAAAUGCCAUUUUUGUCCCUACAUCGCUGCUGAGUUAAAGACUUUAAAUGCACAUAUUAUAAGCAAGCAUAAACUAGAAAAUAAAGGACAAAAUAAAAUAAUAAUAACCAGCAAAAUACACACAUGUGCUAAAUGUUCAUACUCAACUGUUAGAAAAUCUGAUUUUGAUAAUCACAUCAAAGUAUGUCUGAAAUUAGAAAAUGCCAUAUGGUAUGACUGUCAUAUUUGCCAAUAUAGAACUAUUCAAAAAAGGAAUUUAGUUAGUCAUAUAAAAACUCAUAAUAAAAUUAAAGAAUUGAAGUGUUCUUUCUGUCAACAUCAAUGUAACAAAAAAUCUAGUUUGGACAAUCAUAUUUUAAUUAAACAUUCAGAUAUUUUGAACGAAUCUAACAAAAAUAUUAUAACUUCCAAAGUACAUGCAUGCAAACAUUGCAAUUAUAAAACUACACUUGCAAGUACUCUAAAAAGACAUUUAAAGAAUACUCAUUAAAAAUAUUUAAUUAAAGUAAUCUAACCGAAAUUACAAAGUUUAUAUUUUAAUUUUAGCCUAGUUGUUAAUAAAUUAUUAUUAUUCUUAAAUUAUUUUUUAUUUUACGCAAUUUAAAAAAAUGCGUUCAAUUUCAAGCAUCUACAGUUUGUUAUUUAUUGUGCGAUUUUAACCGGAUUUCUUUUAAAGGGUACAUCUUGAUAAGCUGGAGUUGGAGCAAAAAACACCAUAUGUUUACAAAAAAAUCUAUGCUCGGCACUGGAUUCACCACCCCUCAAAUUUUGAGGCUCAAAACGAUCCUAUAAGUACUAAAUUUUAUUAAAAAAAAUUUAGUAGGAAUUAUUUUGUAGCUAAAUUAAAAAUGCACAAUAAUUACCAUUUACAAAAAUUUAUUGCGUCAAGUUAUCCGUGAAAAAACAUAAAACUAAUAGUAACAUGGUAUAAAUAUUCCAUAGAAACUUAAAACAACAAUAAAACAAAAAGUAGAAAAUUCAAAAAUCCUUUACAAUUAUAUUUGUUGUGGCUGCGCAGUAGGGUGGG